Molecule: messenger RNA, 1302 nt
Organism: Clavispora lusitaniae ATCC 42720
Lineage: Eukaryota; Fungi; Ascomycota; Pichiomycetes; Serinales; Metschnikowiaceae
Gene: PDX1
Product: Pdx1p
Biological process (GO): pyruvate decarboxylation to acetyl-CoA
Molecular function (GO): dihydrolipoyllysine-residue acetyltransferase activity
Source: RefSeq, a predicted model, not a curated record
AUGUGCACACCUUCUUUUCAUCUCCCAGCUACACCUUUUUCCCCCACAAUGUUCAGAACUUUGGCGAGUUCCGUGAAAGCCACCAGAACCUUUUCCGUAAGCCGGGCUGCGCUCGCAGCGCUGGUGUUCAAAAUGCCGGCCAUGUCGCCAACAAUGACCGAGGGCGGCAUUGUGGCCUGGAAGUUCAAGCCGGGCGACGCCUUUUCCGCCGGUGACGUUUUGCUUGAGGUUGAGACCGACAAGGCGACCAUUGACGUGGAGGCGCAGGACGACGGAGUCAUGUGGGACAUCUUGGUGCAAGACGGCGCCACAGGCAUCCCUGUGGGCAAACCCAUAGCGUUUUUGGCCGAGCCAGGCGACGACUUGGCGACAUUGGAGAAGCCUCUGCUCGAGGAAGGCACGGCGGAAAAGAAAGACGAGAAGAAGGAGGACAAAAAAGCUCCAGAACCGGCUCCAAAGCCGCAAGAAAAGAAGCAAGAGCCUGCGCCAACACAGCAAAAGACAGACCAGCUGCGAGACACUUCUGUUUUCAACGCCGCCAACCCACAGAAGGCGCUUUUCCCCAGCGUGGAGCGCCUUUUACACAAGCACAACAUUUCUGCCGAAGACGCUUACGCCAAGAUCCCUGCGUCGGGUCCAAACGGCAGAAUCUUGCUUGGUGAUGUUUUGGCCUACUUGGGAGACAUUGACAAGUCUGCUGUGGCCAAGGUCGCCAAUUACAUCAAGGACAGAGAGCACUUGGACUUGUCGAACAUCAAAAUCGCUCCGCCAAAGGAGAAGGCCGACAAAGCUCCGGAAAAGGAAGCGGCCGAGCCUGUCAAACCAUCCAACAUCCUCCACAUUGAAUUCACUUCCGAACUCGGCGAGGGCAUCUCAAAGGAGAAGUUCCGCUUUGCCUUUGAGAGAGCAUUGGAAAGUGCAAAGAGACAAACAUACGCUACUAGAUUCCCCGAAUACUCGCGGUCUCCUGUUGCUUCGUCGCUCUACGAAAAUGACGACAUCUUCGACGACUUGCUCGUGGCCCCUGUGUCCAAGGACCGCUUUGAAGUGUUUGACGUGUCGUACCAGUUUAUCGGCGAGACCUCGGCUACUGGUGUCUCGAAUGCUUAUGAUGAUUUCGACGAACUCUUGGGCUUGAGCCAGCCUUCCCAGACUGUUACUGAGUCUGCGCCCGAGUCUGUUGUCGUUGGGUUCUCUCUCAAAUACGAUGACAAAUUGUCCGACUCCAAGGACUUUGUGGACUUUUUCCAAGAUGCCUUGCUUUCGCAAAUUCCUUCGAAACAGUUGAUCAUUCACAACUAA